AUGGCUCCCUCACCGGCAGUUAUCGACGAAAGAGUCGUCGAUGAUGUUCCGCUGGAACAGCCCAAGCGGAAAUGGGUCAGUUACAUCUGGGACACGUUCGACAAGUCGCCCGAAGAGCGCAAGUUGCUGUUCAAGCUGGACACAGCUAUAUUGACAUUCGCUUCCCUGGGGUAUUUCAUCAAGUACCUCGAUCAAGUUAAUAUCAAUAAUGCAUUUGUCUCUGGGAUGAAAGAAGACCUUGGCAUGUACGGCAAUCAGCUCAAUUACAUGCAGACCUGCUGGACGGUCGGCUAUGUGAUUGGCGAGAUACCCAGCAAUUUGCUCCUCACGCGCAUCCGGCCCCGAUAUUGGAUUCCGGCGAUGGAGCUGCUAUGGACGGUUCUGACGUUCGCAAUGGCGCGAUGUAACUCCCCUACUCAAUUCUAUGUCCUGCGCUUUUUUGUCGGCCUGGCAGAAAGCACAUUCUACCCUGGCAUGCAGUACAUUAUUGGCUCGUGGUACCGCAAAGACGAGCUGGCGAAGCGGUCCUGCAUCUUUCAUACGAGUAGUGGAAUCGCGAGUAUGUUUUCUGGAUACCUGAUGGCAGGCGUAUAUCAUCUUGGUGGCAGGGGCGGAUUCAAGGGUUGGCAAUGGUUGUUUAUAAUUGACGGUGUCAUUUCGCUUCCGGUCGCGCUGAGUGGGUUCUUUAUUCUGCCUGAUGUGCCGGAGAUUUCGGACCCGUGGUAUCUGACCAAGGAGGAAGUCGCGCUGUCUCAGAAGCGAAUGCAGCUAGAAGGACGGAAGAAUAGAGCGCCUCUGACCACGAAGAAGCUGAAGAAGAUAUUCUCGUCGUGGCAUAUCUAUCUACUGACACUGCUGUAUUUGUGUUUCAACAAUGGUGCUGCAGGGUCCCAGCCUUUAUUCCAACAGUACCUCAAAAACUCGAAAGACCCCAAGUACUCUGUCGGCCAGAUUAAUGCCUAUCCGACUACCACCGGGGCAGUUCAAGUUGUGACAACCCUAAUCUACGCUUGGACGUCCGACUCCGUCCUCGGCGGCAAACGAUGGCCACCCGUUAUAUUCGGCGCUAUAAUCAACAUCAUCUCCUACACCUCCCUCGCUAUAUGGGAUAUCCCCACCGGCUGGAAAUGGACCUGCUACAUAAUUGCCGGGGCAGGAUACGGACUAAGUGGUCUUCUAAUGGCAUGGGCACAUGAGAUAUGCGCCGACGAUAACGAGGAACGUGCGUUGGUGGUGGGCAGCAUGAAUGAGAUGGCGUAUGUCUUUCAGGCGUGGUUGCCGCAGGUUGUUUGGCAGCAGGUUGAUGCGCCGCGGUACCGGAAGGGGUUUAUCACGGUGACGGUUCUUUCGGUUAUACUUAUUAUAUCGACGUAUGUGACGGUUGGGCUGGAGAAGAGGGAGAAGGCUGAGAGGGCUGGGAGGCUAGCCGACACUACGGAGCGUGAGAGUGAGGACAGUCUACCGAGGGUAGAUUCGGAGGAUGGAGGUGUGGUUAAGGUGUAG
Messenger RNA from Aspergillus pseudoviridinutans, 1503 nucleotides. Its product is annotated as putative MFS transporter Liz1/Seo1. Gene Ontology annotation, biological process: transmembrane transport. The record is from RefSeq and is a predicted model, not a curated record. The transcript has 13 exons. Gene Ontology annotation, molecular function: transmembrane transporter activity. Gene Ontology annotation, cellular component: membrane. Lineage: Eukaryota; Fungi; Ascomycota; Eurotiomycetes; Eurotiales; Aspergillaceae. Bases 1 to 1503 code for a protein of 500 amino acids.